Molecule: messenger RNA, 518 nt
Organism: Sipha flava (yellow sugarcane aphid)
Lineage: Eukaryota; Metazoa; Arthropoda; Insecta; Hemiptera; Aphididae
Product: macrophage migration inhibitory factor homolog
Exons: 3
Coding region: 68-466 (132 amino acids)
Molecular function (GO): phenylpyruvate tautomerase activity
Source: RefSeq, a predicted model, not a curated record
UGAUUAAACAGUGUAGUUCGUUUUCAUCUCACUGUUUGAAGUGCCAUACAUCUAAUACAAUCAUAAAAUGCCUCGAUUAUCAUUAGACACAAAUUUACCAGCUUCGAAAAUUCCUUUGGAAUUUUUGAGUAAAGGUACAGAUGUUCUUAGUGAUACUCUUGGAAAGUCACACAGAUUUUGCAUAUCAACAGUGAAUCCUGGUCUAAAAAUGAUUCUUGGUAAUUCCAGCGAGCCUUGUGGAUUGAUUCAAGUUACAAGUAUUGGAAGUUUAGGACCUGAAGAGAAUAAAAAACAUAUUGUUGCUCUAACAGAUUACGUCCAUGAAGCUACAGGAAUUCCAAAAAACAAGUUAUAUGUACAAUUUCAAUCAAAUCUCCCAGAAAGUACUGGUUUUAUUGGUUCCACAUUUCAUCAGCUUGCAAUAGUCGAAAAAGGAGCACGAUUACGUAAAUAUUUUAUGCCUUAAUCGUUAAUUAUAACUUAUUAAAAUGUAUACAAUGAAUUGUAGUCACAAAAAA